This is a messenger RNA of Mobula hypostoma (lesser devil ray), 3946 nucleotides long. RefSeq names its product cilia and flagella associated protein 73 (gene cfap73). The record is from RefSeq and is a predicted model, not a curated record. NCBI's taxonomy places the organism in Eukaryota, Metazoa, Chordata, Chondrichthyes, Myliobatiformes, Myliobatidae. The transcript is spliced from 7 exons. Bases 158 to 1069 code for a protein of 303 amino acids.
GAAGCGGGUCACGUUGCCCAAGUAACGAGCCGUGCCAUCGCCAUGGUAACCCGAGCCGGGUGAAACAGAUGGAUUCCCCGGUAUCCGGGCCAGUGUUCUGCUUGCAGCGGGGCCCACUUGUCCCAAAGUUAGUCAAAACCCGAAAAAGUGAAAAGUGAUGGGGAAAAAAUUGGAAGACUACUUUAAAACCUUCUUCGAAGAAAACCUCAUGGUCAAAUUACCAGACCAAGAAACCAUAUUUGCAACAAGUGCAAUGCAGUUAUUGGAGAAAAGACGAGAACUGACUGAAGUAGAAGUGGAUCUUGCAAACCAAAAAGAGGAGUUCCAAGUGAAACGCAAAAUCUUGAAGCAGAGAAGAGAGGAACUAGUGAAGAAAGAAGAGGAGCUGAAACAGUCCAUACAGAAAUUUGACAGAUUCUUGAAGGAAAAUGAUGCCAAAAGAAUUCGAGCUAAGAAUAAACGAGUGACUGAAACCGAACUAAUAAAACAAAAAGAAAAAGAUAUUCUGAAACUACAGUACGAACUGGAAUAUCUGACCAGGAGGAGAGAAGACCUAAAGAGCAAAGUGGAGGCUUACGCCAUUUAUCCAAAAUAUUUGGAGAAAGUAAUAAAAGUAUCAAGUGAGUUUCGGAAUAUCCAGAUGGUGAAUCAUCGUUUUAAGGCUUUGUUUCACACGUACGAUACGCUAUUCCGAAGAUACCAGCGAAACCAAGAAAUCGUGAAGACAGUUAAGACGGAACUUAAUAACUUCAUAACAGAGAAAAGCAAUGAAAAUAUGGAAUACCAGAAUAAGCUGAUAUCGCUGAAAAGUUCCCUGGAAGCCGCCAAGUCUAAAACCUUAAAAUGGGAAUCCGCAUGGGUACAUAUCCAAAAUACGGCAGCAAAAGGAACGCUUAACUUGGGCAUGAUAAAAAUGGCCAUUUUUAACCUUUAUGCACAUGUAAAGAACACAGACUCGGAUUUUGACACUGUUACAGAAGACACAGAUGCACAGCUUACCGCAGUACAAGAAUACAUUCUGCAAUUAAGGGAGAUUAUGCAGGAUUUCAAGAGAAUGGAAAACAGUUAGCUCACCUUCAGUUGCAGUAAAUUACAAAUUACUUUAUACUGUUAUUGGUUAGGAAAUACUACAGAAUGAAAAAUCAAGUUUUACGAUGUCUAUAAUUGAAAAUAAAUUGAAGUUUUUGUAUUUAAAGGACAUAUAGGUAAAACUCAAACUAUCACUGAAUGUAUUUCUCUAAUGUUCACAUCUUUGCAAGAUCUACAACUUGUGUCAGCUGUUCUGCAAAAUAGGGCCACGGCCUUAAUCUUACAAAAGCCUUUAUAUUCAGGUGGUGCCUGCAGAGUAGAAAAUUCUGUUUGAUUCAUCCUCAUUCACAACAAGAGGGCAAGCUUCAACCAGUACUAUCUACCAGUCAGUUUAACCUUAGUGAUGGUAAAAGUCAGGGAGGGAAUUCACAAUCAAGUGUGACUUCAUUAGAGAAAGUCAACAUGGAUCUGUUAUGUGUAACUGUAAGUUUAUGGUGCAGGAACAGAGAGUCAAUGAAAUAUGGUUGAUGAGAUAUGAAUGGACAUUUGACAGUAGUAGGCUUUGAUUGAAGGUCGUGGAAUAAAAGGGACUGUAGCAGCACAGAUAGAAAACCAGCUUAGUAUCAGGAACAGAGUAGAGCGGAAAAGCUCUUCUCCCAGACAGGAAGAAAUUGUCAGAGGAGCUCGUCAAGGGUUAAACACUAAGAUCAAUGCACUUCAUAAUAUAAAUGAUUUGGAAUUUUAUUUGUACGACACAAUUCCAAAUUUGCAAAUAACAUGAAACUUAAACAGCGAGGAAGAAAAUAAUAGGCCAAGCCAGAGCGAGCAUGUAUAUCCAGAUGAAAUUUAAUGCAGAAAAUUCUGAAAUCUUGUGCUUUGGUAGGAAAAUGAGAAGCAAACUAGAUUGAAAGGCAUCAUAUGAAGGAGGUACGACAGAAAUCAAAUAAUGGGCAUAGUUCAUUGGAAGUGCCAAGGCAAGGGAAGUGAUUUUGAACAUAGUAAAAAUCCAUAUUUUUAUAUAGAAUUAUAUAAAUUUUAAAGAAAUAUGAAUUACUAAAAGUAAAAAAAAGUCUAUCCAUAGUCUCCACCAAGACCCCAGCAGCACAUUCCAGGCACCUUCCACUCUUUGUAUAAAAUAUCUGGCCUGCACAUCUCCUUUGAACUUCUCUCUUUCAUCUUAAGUACAUACCUACCAGAGAGCUACUGUCAGUCCUUCCCCUCAGCUUCCACUGCUCCAGACAAAACAACCCAAGCCUGCCCAACCUCUCCUUAUAGCACUUACCCUCUAAUCCAGGCUCAUCCUGGUAAACCUGUUCUGUGCAUAAAGAGCAAGGAAAUUCUUCACGAUCAAUACUGGUUUAGCCACAGCUGAAGAAUUAUGUCCAGUUCUAACACAUUUUAGAAUAGAAUGUGGAAGAUUUGAAGGCAGUGCAGACAAUUCCAGUGAUGGGGGACUUUGAUUAUGUGGACAGCAGGAAGAAGUUAAAGCCACUCCCUUGGAAUAACAGGAAUCUGUGAGGUGGUAUAUAAAAUUAUAAAAGGUAUAGUCUGAGUAGAUAGAGAGAAACAGUUUAUUUUGCUAGAGAGCCUAAGAGCUAAGGGACUAAGGGUGAUUGACAAAGAACUAAAAGUGAUAAAACAAUUUUUUUUUAUUUUACACACCACAAGUGGUUAGGGUUUUGAAUGAAUUGUCAGAGUGCAGUGGAGGCAAGUUAAUUGUUGCAGUCAGAAUGGAGCUGGAUAGAUAUCUGAGAAAGGUAAAUGUUUUGGAAAUAGCAAAUGUUUAAUAUUAAAAGUAAAUUUAUCUGAAAUGGUUUUUGAUUGUCAUGUAUAAUUAUCACAGCAAAAUAAUUCAAAUUGAUGGCAAAGUUUUGGUCUUAUUAUCUUAGAGUGGGCACAUUCCACAUGAAGAUCAUUAGUGAAAAGCCUAUAAUGACAAUGAGCACAAUAGAUUUAGCAAACUUAACUUGGUAUGCACUCUGCAUGGAGUUCACUUUAGUUGUAUGAAGUGACACAAGUUUCUUUUCGCUUGUUGAAAUAAUUCCUGAUUGUAUGAUGUAGGGCUUUUAUUUCCCCUCACCAAGGCUACCAGACUAAGAGGCAACUAUAUUGAUUGCAGAAAUGACAUAUUGUGCCACUAACCUAGCAAUUUAACUGCCUGGAUUGCACCAUCUGUCCCACCCCGCUCCCAUGGUACUCCAUCCCCACCAUCCUUUGCACCCACCAGCCUGACAAACUUUCUCUCUCUCUGCUUCACAUUGACAAACACAGAACUGUGCAAAAGUAAUAACUAUCAAACAAAAAAGAGAAAAAAAAAAGCAAAAGCAUUCUUGAAACUUUCCAUAGCUCUCCUCAGUGACUUCUGAGAACUUGGGAUAAUCAUACAACAGCUUUUACAUACUCCAGGAACUUUACAUUGUAGCUAAAAGUGGAUUCCUUCACCACCAUCACCAGGUAUACCCUUUGCAAUGUAAUAUUUCAGAGGUUAUGUAAGUGGUGUGUUGUUAUUUGAUGAAAAGGCUGGGUGAUGCAAGACAUUGGACUAAACAAAAUUGUUAUGAUUAAAAUAAGUAAAUUAAUGUGAGUGUUGAAAUCAACGUGGUAAACUGGCAGCAAUCUCUCAGUUGUGGAUUUAAGUACUAAACUUAAGCUGACAUCAAUAGAAUGCUUCUUUACUGCAGAUGAAAGCCAUUUGAUGAAACAGUCAAUAAAUAUGUCUUUCUAUCUUGGUAAAUGCAAAACAACUUCAGCAUAUGUCAUUAGUCAACCAACAUUACCUCUUCAGUCACCAUCAGAUGACUUAUUCUCAAUUACCAGUGGUAAUAAGCUGUAGUUUUCUUGUACAGUACUGAAAACUCUUCAUGCACAAUUACAGUUUGAAGAUGUCUGUACCAUGUUUUAACCACAAUAAACAGGU